AUGGCGAACUCUGCGUCCGGCCUGGCGGUGAACGACGAGUGCAAGGUGAAGUUCCGGGAGCUGAAGGCGCGGCGGAGCUUCCGGUUCAUCGUCUUCAGGAUCGACGACAAGGACAUGGAGAUCAAGGUGGACCGCCUCGGCGAACCAAACCAGGGCUACGGCGACUUCACCGACAGCCUCCCCGCCGACGAGUGCCGCUACGCAAUCUACGACCUCGACUUCACCACCGUCGAGAACUGCCAGAAGAGCAAGAUCUUCUUCUUCUCCUGGUCCCCUGACACUGCACGUACCCGGAGCAAGAUGCUGUACGCCAGCUCCAAGGACAGGUUCAGGAGGGAGCUGGACGGCAUCCAGUGCGAGAUCCAGGCCACCGACCCCAGCGAGAUGAGCCUCGACAUCGUCAAGAGCCGGACCAACUGA
This is a messenger RNA of Miscanthus lutarioriparius, 420 nucleotides long. Lineage: Eukaryota; Viridiplantae; Streptophyta; Magnoliopsida; Poales; Poaceae. The record is from the annotation of a GenBank genome assembly.